Molecule: messenger RNA, 825 nt
Organism: Knipowitschia caucasica
Lineage: Eukaryota; Metazoa; Chordata; Actinopteri; Gobiiformes; Gobiidae
Source: the annotation of a GenBank genome assembly
AUGACACCUGACGACCUGGUGGAAGAGGAAAAUUGUGUUUGUGUUCCUAACGAUGUUUCAAUGGCAGUUCUUCCAUCUUCAGUGACACUCGACGUCCUGUUGGUGGAGCAGAACUCUUUUGCUUUGGAGCGAUCAGUGGGAGAUCCUGUGCACCCGGUGGUGGGUUCUUUAAAACGUUGUGAUGCUGUGUUACAGAGCUGUCUAGAGCUAAAUGCCAAAGUGACGAUCGGCUCUAAGGUCUUUGUGACGAGUCCUAUUCAGAGGGCUGGCUUUGAUGCUAAGUCACGACGCUUGUGGCAUCCUGGGGAAGGGAAGCUGCUGGAGAGGGGAGGCCAGUGUGUUGUGGUUGUGCUGUUCCUUCUCACUCUGGCAGGGCUUCGUGGUAUUUGCCGGUGCCAAGCUCGGAUGAGGCAGCUGGAGACUACGGGGACUGGUCUGGAAGCUGGUGCCAGGUCCGUUCUGGUGGAAGCGUGGGUGCUUCAGCCCACCGUGCAAGCGACACUGGGACGGCACGGUGGAGACCCCAAGUCCCAGGGCCAACUGUAUUUUGGAGCCGUUAUGUGGGACCAGCCGUUCUGUGGGACCAGCCGUUCUGUGGGACCAGCCGUUCUGUGGGACCAGCCGUUCUGUGGGACCAGCCGUUAUGUGGGACCAGCCGUUAUGUGGGACCAGCCGUUCUGUGGGACCAGCCGUUAUGUUGGACCAGCCGUUAUGUUGGACCAGCCGUUCUGUGGGACCAGCCGUUAUGUUGGACCAGCCGUUAUGUUGGACCAGCCGUUCUGUGGGACCAGCCGUUCUGUGGGACCAGCCGUUAUGUGGGACUAG